Messenger RNA from Odocoileus virginianus texanus, 2084 nucleotides. RefSeq names its product serine protease 27-like. Gene Ontology annotation, biological process: proteolysis. Gene Ontology annotation, molecular function: serine-type endopeptidase activity. The record is from RefSeq and is a predicted model, not a curated record. Lineage: Eukaryota; Metazoa; Chordata; Mammalia; Artiodactyla; Cervidae.
CCCUCCAGCAUCUGGACGGAGUGCAGACCGAAGAGGGGGGAGCCCAGGACCGCCUGAGGGGGGGAAGCCGGUUCCGGCCCCGCUUCUAGGCUGCUCCCCAGCUGAUCUCGCCCUGGGAUCUGAGUCCAGAAAGCAGGAGGAGGAGACUCUGAGGACAGAAAUAUGGGCCCUGUGGGCUGCGUCUUCCUCCUGCCUCUUCUGUUGGGGAUCUCAGGCACAGAUGAGGAGGAACCCGAGGAUCUCGUCAAGUCAAUCUGCGGGCGGCCCGCGGUUUUCUCUGGCAUCGUCUCCGGCCUGGAGGCCAACGUGGGGCAGUGGCCCUGGCAGGUCAGCAUCCGCCAGGGCUUGUCUCACGUCUGUGCCGCCUCCCUCAUCUCAAAGCAGUGGGUGCUGACAGUGGCAAGCUGCUUCCAGUCUAAGGACCCCAGAAAAUAUGAGGUACUGGUGGGGUCACUUCAGGUCUCCGGUUACCAAGGCCCCAAAACAGCGGUCAUCCCUGUGUCCAGGAUUAUCCCCUACCCCGGCGUCCAGGGACACGCGCCCAGUGCCAUCGCUGUGGCAGAGCUGGCCCGCCCGCUUUCCUUCAGCCCUCUGGUCCUGCCCAUCUGUCUCCCGACAUCAGCAGUCCAGCUGAAGAACGCAGCCUCCUGCUGGGUGACUGCAUGGGACAAUCCUGGGAUAUUCCAGUCUAUGACACCACCUUACACACUGAAGGAGCUACAAGUGCACCUCAUUGAUCUCCAGACAUGCAAGAAGUAUCAGAAAGAAAGCUUGUUGCGAGAAGCCGAGCCCAUCAGUGAAGCCAUGAUCUGUUCCCGGCUCCCAGUGGGGCAGCCAGGCGCGUGUAUAGCCAGUAGAGGAGAUCCCCUGAUGUGCAGAGUGAAGGACUUCUGGGUUCUAGCAGGAGUGAUGAGCUGGGGAUCAAACUGCAUCGGAAUCGACGAGCCUGGAGUAUUUACAAACAUCAGUUUCUACAAGUCUUGGAUUGAGAAGUCAGCCGUCUCAUAUGCUGACCUUUCUGCUACCCCCAGAUCAGACUUCUCCAGGUUCUUCCCGGUAAUGCUUCUGCCUCUCAUAUUCCUGGGGCCACCCUAACUAGCUGAGGGAGAAAGAGGAAAUGCUCUAAGUUGAGGAUUUUGAGAGAGAUUUUGAAGAUUCAGCAAGAAAGAAGCAGGUCAGCUCCCUCGAGGCACAGCCCCCAGGAGCCACAUCUGCUUGCUGCCUUGUCUCCUACAGGUCAACAUGGAAAGCAAGGUGCCCCGUGUAAAUAAAGUUUGGUUGAUUCUGUUAUUUCUCAUAUUCAUUUUUUGGAUGAAACUGGAGUCGGGGCCUGGGGAAAUACAGAAGCAGAGAACUUUAGGGCUGAAAGGGAUCGGGAAAUCCCUGACCCAAUCAAUCCCCCACAUUCUACACAGAAGCAGCAGCUAGGGUCCAGAGAGGUGAACUAGCUUGCCCUUGGCUGAAUUAAAUUAAACCAUCCAAUCUGGGACUAGACUGAGUUCUAAAGAAAAAUCAGGGACUUGGAGGAUUAGCAGGUUUCAGUGGAAGCACAUUAGGCAAGAGGAGCCUAGUGCAACAUGUUAGCUAUCUACUGCUGUAUAACAAAUUACCCCAAAACUGGAGACAACAUUUACUAUCUCUCAGUGUCUGUGAAUCAGGGAGACUUAACUAGGUAGUUCCUACUAACGGUGUUUCAAGAGGCUGCUUGCUGCAAACUGCAGUCAUCUUCAAGUUCAACUAUUGACAGAAAGAACCUGCUUCAAGGUCACUCUCAGAGGCCUCUCUGUGGGGAGAGAGGGCAGUUGGCUUCAUACACAGUGAGUGAUCCAAGAUAAAGUGACAGAAAACACCCCAAAGGGAAGCUGCAGUCUUUCUAUAACCAGAAAGACAUCUCAUUACUUCUGUUGUAUUCUAUUCUUUAGAAGUGACUCAACAAGGUGUAAAUAUCAGGAGGCAAGAAUCACUGCAGACACAACAGCCACCUUCUACAAAUGCAAUAGGGAAGGAUCUGGAGGUGAAAACUGGCUCUGUUUAGCAGUCAGACAUGAAGCAGAGGCGUGGGGUUAAACUGAAGUUUGGGGAGA